UCAGAGGUGUUGAUGUUGACAUUGACAUUAAUAAAUUUAUAGGUUAUGUUUACUUACUGUUCAAGUAUUUUCGGUUUAAAACAUUAUAAUAAUAUGAAAACGACCUUUACUGGAAUGGUGCUGGUGUAAUUAAAAUGAACUCAAAGAUGCAAGUACCUACUACUGCGCAGGAAUAUUAUUUAGAACUUUAUGUGAGGAAACAUAAAAGUACAUUAGUUGGCGGUGCUUGUAGUGAAGAUAUUAAAAAAGAUGGUAUAAACUCAUGGAAGACCUUGGAGCCUUUAGAUCGUGAAAUAAUUACAAAUAAAUUUAAUAAAGCUACAGCAGCAUAUCAAAAUAAAUUUGCAAGUUAUCUUCAGCAAUCAGCUUCUGCAAGAGUUACCAAUGAAAAUAGAAAUGGCUGUAACACUAUCCCUUUAGUAAAUACUACCAAUAUAGUUAAUACAUCGAUGGACAGUAAUGAAAACUGCAACACUCCUAUGAACAAUUCUAUGGUAAAUUAUGAUAAUGACAACUUUAUUAAUGAACAGGAUAUACACAUUCCAGAAGUUGACCACAGUGACCAGGACCACACACUACAGCAUAAUUAUUUACCACCUUUGAUGAUUCCACAGCCACCAGAGAGUCCAAAAGUACUGUAGAAAAGCAAAGGAUCUGUAUGAAAAAAUGUACUCAAUGAAUGAAAACGCUACUCCUUAUUCAGCACUAAAUCGUGAUGAUAAAAGAUUUUACCAAAAUGCUUUAUUAAUGGUUAAAAGGAAGUACCUCAAGAGAUAUGAGUCAUAUUUGUUGGGAUUAAGAAAUGAUCAGUUAUAUAGACAUAUGCAUAAUGUUAUUAGUGAAGAAAUUUAUGAAUAAAUAUAGAAGUAAAAGCUUA
Messenger RNA from Plutella xylostella (diamondback moth), 877 nucleotides. RefSeq lists its product as uncharacterized. Lineage: Eukaryota; Metazoa; Arthropoda; Insecta; Lepidoptera; Plutellidae. The record is from RefSeq and is a predicted model, not a curated record.